Arachis ipaensis is the source of this 447-nucleotide messenger RNA. The record is from RefSeq and is a predicted model, not a curated record. Lineage: Eukaryota; Viridiplantae; Streptophyta; Magnoliopsida; Fabales; Fabaceae.
AUGUGGUCUGGUGAUGCAGAUUAUGAAAUAUUUAAAGUUCAUGAAUGGCCUACCAAUAUGGCUGUGGACUUGGACAAGAGAUCAUGCACAUGGAUGCCAUGUAUGCAUGCAUGUGCCGCUUUGGCCAGGGUUGGUAAAAAGCCAGAUAAAUUCUGUCAUUACUGGUUGACCAUGGAAGCAUACAACAACACCUAUGCCUUCCAUAUAAAUCCAAUUCCUGGUCAGGCACUGUGGGAGAAAUCAUCACAUAAUAGACCUCAAGCACCAAAGUUCAAGAAGAAGCCAAGGCCAAUUAAGAAGAAUAGAAGAAAGGAUGCUGAUGAGGAGCCAAGUAGAGGUCACACCAAGAGGAAUUGUCGUAAGAGGGCCGUUGACGAAGAAUCAGCUAUUGUGGCUGUUGCAGCUGCUGUAAAUGGUGGUGAUGCCCCACCUGUGCCACAGGAUUAA